CACAUACCUUUCUCUCUUCAGUGGUUAUUUUACCCCAAGUCAUUCAUUCAAUUUCAAAGUGAACGAAGUUGAGAAAGUAGGAAUUUUAUUAGAUUUGUGUAUUCCAUCUAUUCAACCUGUAAUUGUCACCUUUGAUAAGACAAUUAGUCAAUAAAAUAAAGUAUAUGGAGUUGAUAGCGACUCUCUUUUAGUAUCGAACUGAAUUGAAAUACGUGAUAAAGUCAGUCGUUCUUCAACACUCGUCAAGCAAUAUCGUGUGAAUUAAACAGGCUCAUACCACACUUCCUGUCUCUCAUCUUUUAUCUCUCAAUCAAUUACUGUAUUAAUUUUUCAUUAUAUAGUGUCCAAUUCUCUACGAAAAGUUUCUUUACUCUGAGUUAGAACAUUUAAAAGUGUGAUAAAAUGUGUAGAAACUGUUUUAUGUGAAUAAAAUUACCGGAAAUUGAAGAGAAAGGUGAUCUUAUCGGAUUGCAGAUAGUCACAGUGAAAAUGGGAAAAUCAAGUUCAAAACUGCAAAUUCCAAAUAAUCCAAUGGAGCAACAAAUAUACCGAAAGAAUCAAAUGCGAAAGCGCCAACGUGACGAAGAAAAGCAGAAGGCUAAAACCGAAAAGAAGAGAAAGAAAGAGUUGAAGAAAAAUGCCAAGAAGAAGAAGAAAGAAAAAAAAAAUGAUGACAAACUCAAGGAUCUCAAAUCACCCAAUCCUCCCGUUAUUCUGCCCGAUAAACGCAUCGAUUCAACCUCAAAUGGUGACUAUCAAGAUUCCGAUCAUGUGAGAAUAAUGCAAGAUCAACUGAAACUCGACAGUGAAACUUUUGUCCUCAAUCAAAUCCUCCUCUCAAUACAGUUUCUCGGAAAUUCCGAAGGCGAACUGUGGAAUUCUCGAGUGGCGACCAGAAAGUUGGAAAACGCUAAAACCGUCGAACUGAGCCAGCACAGCAAAAGCGCUUUGAUGCCUGAUGAACUGAGUGAUGCUGUGGAUCAGCGAAUAAUUUAUGUCCCAAGACAUGGACAGCAGAAGAAAAUCUAUAGCCGACUCAACACAAGGACAAUGUACAUAGUUCAUGACAACAUUGAGAUAUCUUAUCCUGGAGUGACAUCACCGUAUAGCUUGAUAACAGACGCUCCCAUCUACAAAUUGGAACUGGAUGAGGCUAAGGGAAACGAAGUAAAGCAACCACCGCGCCAUCCUGGAUUUGUGCGCCUCAAGUUCUCCGAAACAGUGGGAAGAAUAAAGGCUCCUAUCAAGCAUGAGAUUGUGUUUCCAGCCAAGUCUCUCACGAGCAGCGAAAGUGACAGUGACAUGGAGGAAAGUGAUAUGUCUAUGGAUGGAUCUCUCAAAGUGCGCCGAGAUACAUAUCAGUUGAUGAAUAGAAAAAUACCACGCGACAGUUUUCUCGCUCUGCCCACCAAAUCCUUUGUCAACGGAAUUGCUGGAAGUCCUUCAAACACACCAUCGGCGAGCACAUCGCCACCGAGUAGUGAAUAUGAUUAUGCCUAUAUCACAGCUCUUCACACACACAGACCGCUGUGCACAAUGAGGAGCAGCAGCUUAUCUGAUGUGCCAUUGAGCACCAUUUCCUUACCAGACUCCUGUAUUACAAAUGUUGAAGUGGCACUGAAACAUCCCGAUCCACCACGGUAUAUGGAUGACAAGCGAUCAAGUGGAUCGACAGAGAUUGAGGAGGAGGAUCCUUAUGAUAUGCGACAGUAUCUCAAUUCAAAGGCAUUCAUGGGAUAUUUUAUACAUAUGUUUCAAGAUCAAUUGGCCACGAAUCUCAAAAUAUCACACCAACAGCUGAGCAAAGCCACGUGGAAAGGUGCCGUGAUAUAUAGUGAAAUGGGUGAGUACGAUUGGGAAAUUGUACCAGCCAUUCCUUGUCCAUGGCCACCGGAAGCCCUCGAGUGGCGUAAUCGAUUGCGUGCCAUUAAAGAGAAUCCCAUGAAUCGCAACAGGACAACUUGGCCCACAGAGGAGACAAUAAAUCACAUUAUUGGUAUGGACUGUCAUAUUAUACCAAUUGGAUACAUGCCGAAAGUUGGGCAAAAUCCACAACGCGAAUUGGAGUGGAAACUUGUGUUUCCCAAUGCUGAACGCUACUUGGAAUAUUCACUAUCAAACACCCAAGUGAAGAUCUACAUGAUGACGAAAAUACUGAUAAAGUGCUACGUUGAGCCACACAUUGACAAGAACCUCAACAUGUUCACCACCGAACAUUUGCGUGCCCAUCUCUUCUGGCACUGUGAAAAUACACCACUUUGGCCUGAUGUUUCCCUUGGCCAAAUCCUCAUGGACUUCCUCAAGUCCCUCCUCAAUCGAAUCAAGACACAACGCCUACCAGACUACUUUAUACCACGUCGUAAUCUCCUCGAAAAUAUACCACAGAAGAUUCUCGUAGAGUUGCACAAGAGAAUCUUUCGGAUCACUGAAAAUCCUGUAAUGUAUAUCAUCAGAGCAAUGAGAAAUGUGAGAUUCUCAAAAGAUUUCUAUCCCAAAUUCAACUUCAAGAAGCUUUACAAGUGUCUUAUUGUUGAUAAUCCUGUUGUCAUUCUCAUGAAAUCCGAAUCACCACAUGAGAUCCGGAGGAAUCCCAAGAAAUUUGAAUUUCACCAGCAACUCAUGGAGGCGGCAAAGAAAUCAACUGGUGAGGGUGACAGUGAUGUUGAGAAUUCAGAUGACAAUGGCGUAGUGCAUGGACACAUGGAGGAGUACUACAAGAAGAUCAACAGUGAUCCUGACAAGAGGAGACGCACCAAGCAAGUGAAAUUCGAACAGAAGAGAACAUUGGAGAACAUUGAGAGGUCAAAAAGGCGACAAUCAACUGAAACGAUUGACAUUGACUUUAUGAUUCAGCGCAAUAUGAUGGCCAUUCGAAGAAAUGUUGUACUCAAAGUGUUCAUCAGUCACUACAUUCAAAUGGCACUCUCUUCAGCCAACUUUAGAAGCCUCAAUCAGGGCACAAUGUACCUUAAACAUGCUGAUCGUCUAUGUAAACUCUUCUACGUCGACGGUUAUGAGUGGGAUGGUGAGGAAUAUUCCUACAAGAUUGCAUCAAUGCGCAUUAAAAUUGAGCACACAAGUGCUCAGGAUGAUCAGGAUCGACCAGCUCUACCGCGACGAGAGAGUUUCCUCGAUCCACCAAGGAAGAAUCGCGUUCGCAAGUCUAUAGCUCAUCAGAAAUCCAUCACGGAAGAUCCUGACAAGGAACCGUAUAAUAAUGUAUCAAGUAUCCCAAUAUCUCCUACCGCUUUUGAUCAUUUUGACGACAGCAGAUUAUCCUUUUGUGCAAUUAAUCCUAAAACUAAUGGUCACAGUCACGAUGUUACCAUUGUGGAUGUUCAUGCGUUUCACAAUGGUCACGUAGAGGCCCAUGGAUCUUUGUCAAAUGGAACUUCAACAAAGUCAAGGGAGAUAAGGAAUACUUUCACUACAAACGGAUAUGAUGAGAUUACUAGGCUAAGUGAAGAAUCAUCGGACGAUGAUACAAGGCAAACCAAUACCAAUUUAGCGGCUAUUUUAGGAAAUUUAUGAAAAUAAUACUGUGAUUCUAUGAAUUUGUUGUAAAAUUUGCCCGAUAAAAUUCACAGGAUAAUACAUGCUAUAU
Messenger RNA from Phlebotomus argentipes, 3604 nucleotides. RefSeq lists its product as uncharacterized. The coding region runs from base 490 to 3531 and encodes 1013 amino acids. Lineage: Eukaryota; Metazoa; Arthropoda; Insecta; Diptera; Psychodidae. The record is from RefSeq and is a predicted model, not a curated record. The transcript has 4 exons.